AUGGCUCCUCUCCUCCAAGCAACGGCCGAUGGCGACCGAUAUGAGCUCACCAGCCCAACGGCAAUGCCGAAAGCCGGUGCCUUUCUAUGGAAUCAAAAGAUGAUGAUCCAAGUGACUUGUCGGGGAUACGCAACUGCACAGUAUAUGCAGCCGGAACCUGCAAAAUAUGCGUAUGCGCCAACGUUGGAAGCAAAGACCUUCAUGCAGCCGGAGCAACCUUACUACGACCAUCAUCCUGGCCGUUUUGUGUACAUCAAGGAUGAAGAAACCGGCUACGUCUUCUCGGCGCCUUAUGAGCCUGUGCGCCGCAAGCUGGACGAGGGCGACAGGUUCAUAUUCUCUGCAGGAAAGAGCGACAUUUCCUGGACUCUGGAAACUUUUGGGAUCCGUGUCGAGAUGUCAUUUCAUAUUCCUACUAAUGACGUGGCUGAGCUGUGGUCUAUCAAAGUCACCAAUAUUUCGAACCGCGAGCGCAAGCUCAGCAUUUACCCUUACUUCCCGCUCGGCUACAUGUCAUGGAUGAAUCAGGAAGCGGAGUACAACGAGAAAGUUGGAGGUAUCGUGGGAAGUUGUAAGACGCCCUACCAGAAAGCAGCAGACUACCCCAAGACGAAGUACCUCAAGGACAAGACAUAUUUCCUUUGCGAAGAACGACCCGUUGCAUGGGAAUCCAGGCAAUGGGCUUUCGAGCGCGAAGGCAACUUACAGUAUCCAGAGGCCAUCAAGGAAGAACAGCUGAGCAACAGCGAUUCUCGUUACGAAACACCUACGGCCGUUGUGCAGUACCGAGUUGCGCUUAAGGGGAAUGAAAAGCGAGAGUACAGGUUUCUGUUUGGCCCAGCUUACGAUGAGAAAGAAAUUAUGAACAUGAAGAGCACGUAUUUGGGCAAAGAGCAAUUUGCACAGACUGCAAAGGAAUACGAAGACUACAUCGCAAGAGGAAGUGGAGCCCUCAAGAUUGAAACACCUGAUAAGGAUCUCGACAAUUUCGUCAACAAUUGGCUCCCACGACAGGUCUACUACCAUGGCGAUGUGAACCGUCUUACGACUGAUCCUCAAACGCGAAAUUACCUUCAAGAUAACAUGGGAAUGAGCUUCAUCAAGCCCGAAGUAGCACGUGCAGCUAUCUUUAGGGCAAUCUCGCAGCAGGAAAAAACUGGCGCCAUGCCUGACGGUAUCCUACUGGCCGAAGACGCAGAACUGAAAUACAUCAACCAGAUCCCGCACACAGACCAUUGUAUUUGGCUACCCAUAGCUCUGGAGAUCUAUCUCAACGAAACGGGCGACUACGCGCUUCUCGACGAGGAAGUCCCCGGCAUGCACGGUGACACGUAUACUGUCUUCGAGCGCUUCAGCCGCGCAAUGGACUGGUUACUCUCGGCCCGAGACCGCCGUGGCCUCAGCUACAUUGCUCAAGGCGACUGGUGCGAUCCCAUGAACAUGGUCGGACCCAAGGGCAUCGGUGUUUCGGGCUGGCUCACCGUAGCCACUGCCUACGCUCUCAACCUCUGGGCUGAAGUCUGCGAAGCAGCUGGGCAAGGUUCCGUGGCAGAUAAGUAUAGAACCGGCGCUGAAGAGGUAAACAACUGUGCCAACAAACACUUCUGGGACGGCAACUGGUACGCCCGUGGCAUAACCGACGAUAACGUAACUUUUGGGAUCAAGGAUGACAAGGAGGGCCGCAUCUGGCUCAAUCCGCAAGCAUGGUCCAUCCUCGGUGGCGCCGCCUCGCAUGAAAAGAUCUCCAAGAUGCUCACCCAGGUUGAUGAACAGCUCAGCACACCCUAUGGCGUCGUAAUGUUCGCUCCACCUUUCACGGCUAUGCGUGAGGACGUCGGCCGUGUCACGCAGAAGUAUCCCGGCCAAGGCGAGAACGGUAGCGUAUACAACCACGCAGGAGCCUUCUACGUCUGGGCCCUGUACAGCAUCGCGCAAUCCGACCGCGCGUUUACCGUCCUUCGCCAGAUGAUACCCGGUCCUGGCGAGGAGGACUACAUCCAGCGCGGACAGUUACCCGUGUAUAUUCCCAACUACUACCGUGGAGGAUACAGGCUAUAUCCUCGCACUGCUGGACGGAGUAGUCAACUUUUCAACACUGGCACGGUAAGCUGGGUGUACAGGAGUCUUGUGGAGGGCUUGUGUGGGCUGAGGGGAGUAAAGGAUGGAUUGAGCGUAAAGCCGUUGUUGCCGAAAGCGUGGGAUGGCAUCAAGGUUACGAGAUCAUUCAGGGGCGCAACGUUUGAGGUUAGUGUCAAGAGAGGCGACGGAGAGGACGUAAAGGUGAUUUCGGAGGGGGAGGUGGUGCAUGGUGGGGUUAUCAAGGGGAUACAGGGUGGAAAGACAUAUAAGGUUGAGGUGGAGAUUCCAAAAGCGUAG
Molecule: messenger RNA, 2376 nt
Organism: Didymosphaeria variabile
Lineage: Eukaryota; Fungi; Ascomycota; Dothideomycetes; Pleosporales; Didymosphaeriaceae
Exons: 1
Coding region: 1-2376 (791 amino acids)
Biological process (GO): carbohydrate metabolic process
Molecular function (GO): carbohydrate binding; catalytic activity
Source: RefSeq, a predicted model, not a curated record